Molecule: messenger RNA, 876 nt
Organism: Theileria annulata
Lineage: Eukaryota; Apicomplexa; Aconoidasida; Piroplasmida; Theileriidae
Product: Theileria-specific sub-telomeric protein, SVSP family, putative
Exons: 1
Coding region: 1-876 (291 amino acids)
Source: RefSeq, a predicted model, not a curated record
AUGGAUAGAUAUUUAAAUUAUAAAUGUGUACUUAUAUUGAUACUUAUCAAAUGUGUAUACUGUUCUGAUAAACCAGAUAAUCUACACACAGGCCCUAUAGUCAGCUGUGAUAGUGAUGAAGAUAAUUUUGAGGUAACAGAAACUGAACAAUCUUGUCAUGAAGAAGAACAAGAUUUUACAAAUCCAAUAGAUGUAAAUGAAGAGUCUGAUUCUUCUUUUGAAUCUACCGAAAACUUAGAAACUGAAGUUCCAGAUUUAAAUACACUGAUGUUGUACAGAUUAGAUGAAAAAGGUAAUAUCUUUCCAAUGGAUGUCAGUUGUUAUUAUAUCAAGACAUAUGACUCAUAUGGAUUUAAAUUUGUACUUACAAAACUUAUUGAGAAAAUAGAAUUUAAUGGACAGACAAUAUGGAUUCAUGAACCAGGAAUGGAUUAUCCUUUGUCAUUUAGUUACAAGAUUAAAUUUGUUAGAUUUGCUCUAUCAUUUAAUGAAGAAAUAUUGUCAAUAUCAUAUGAUUCAGGAAAUUGGACUAGAAAAACAUACCCAAUUCCAAAAGAACUAAAAUUUUAUACACAAAAUGAAGAUGGCGAGAAUGUUAUUAUAAAUAGAAAUGAUUAUAUAGUAGAUUAUACUACUUAUGGAAAUAUUAAAUUUACAUUCAUGGAAAAAGCACAAUGUAAAUCUAUUUAUUACGGAGAUAUAAGAAUUUGGGUACACAAAGAUGGAACUGAUAAGAUUAAAGCACUUGCGUAUUAUAAUCCCUUCAAAUUCAUAUUUAUAAUUGGUACUAAAUUGUAUCUAGGUUUAUUAAUAAAUGGUGAAAUAAUAAUAAAAAGAGAUAGUAAACUAAGAAGAAGACAAUUCAAAAUUUUUUAA